This is a messenger RNA of Acaulospora morrowiae, 1527 nucleotides long. Lineage: Eukaryota; Fungi; Glomeromycota; Glomeromycetes; Diversisporales; Acaulosporaceae. The record is from the annotation of a GenBank genome assembly.
AUGUGUUCUUCGCUCCCUGUUGAGAUCUUACAAAAGAUUUUUUCGUACUUAAAUGUUAGCUCUUUGCACAGUUGUUUACUGGUGAACCGGUGUUGGUGUGUAAGCGUCAUCCCAUUGCUUUGGCGAGAGCCAUUUGAUUCUUUCGAUUACCACAAAGUCCAAAUAUGGUAUAAAAGCGCCAACCUAAUAAGAACGUAUGUUUCUUGUCUACCCGACGAGAUAAAAAAUUCGUUAAUGAAUGAGAACGUGAUAUUGCCACAUGCGGCUCUGAUAAAACCAACUUUUGAAUAUUCAUCAUUCUUACAAUGCUUGGAUUAUAUAUUGCUAUUUCAAGCCACAGGAAUUUGGAUCGCCGAAAACGAAAGGGUCACCCCCCGAAAAAUACGCAAAAUAACUUUUCGUCAUUACCUUGUGGCGGAAGAGUUGUGUAAGUUAUUCUUUCGAUCGUCCAAUCUCCGAUAUCUUAAAUACGAUAAAACACAUGAUCUGCCCAAUUCUUCGGAUGUAGAAUAUAUUCCGCUCAGGCAUCUACCAGAGGCUGAAACUUGCUUGUCAAGAUUGGAGAAAUUCUGUGUGAUGGGUUCUGUACCCAACGUGAUCAUAUCAACCAUUGCACAAGUUGCACAUAAUCUGAAAGAGAUAGAAAUCGAAACAUUAGGAGACAACGAUGAAAUCUUGGCCACAUUAAUUGGAUCUCAACGAAAUCUAAGAUCACUUAUAAUAUAUGCCGAAGAUUUUCUACCAACAGUCGCCAAAGCUCUAAAGCAUCGGGUUUCCAAUUUGAGAAGUGUUAAAUUAGAUUGGGAGCUUUCGCUACCUCUGGAUUUGUUUGUAGAUUCAGUGGAUCUCGAAAAAUUCUCGGUUCAUCAAUACUCCAGCAUAGCUAGAAGGGAAACCUUUGAGGCAUUUUCAAAUGCCGAAUUCCGAAAACUUCGAAAGUUGCAUUUAAUAACGCCCAGACUGUACUUGGAUCAAAUGUCCAAAUUGAUUAGAAAUACGGGUGGAAGCUUAAGAGACCUUAACAUAUAUUUCGAGAAAGUGAAUGGCAUAGAACACUGCAAGGAGUUUAUUCAUACUAUUGGGAAAGCAUGUCCAAAUAUCCAAAAACUUCACAUAUUUGUUCCUGAUGAGGCGAUCCCACUCUUACCUUCGCUUCUCAUGUCAUGCAAGCAACUUCGAAUUCUAGAAUUUCUAAAUGGUUGGCUGAACACUCUUCACGCAUUUGACGUUUCGAAAUAUCUGCCAGAAAUGGGCAAAGUUUUGCCACCUAAAUUAAGUAGUCUCACCAUGAGCGGCGACUGGGUGUUGACGGCAGAAGCGUUCAGGAAAUUUUUGGAGUAUUGCGAGAUAAGACUGGAGUCGGGAAGAAUGAUCAACUUUAAUUUUGGAAGAGAAUUGACAAUUGAACAUGUGGUUAUUGUUGAGGAGUAUGGAGCCAAGGGUGUGCUGAACGUGCAUCCCAGCACAAUACUGGGUAAAAAUUUGAAACUCUUUCAAAGACGGAUUAAACAGUGGAACAAUAUUUAA